This is a messenger RNA of Andrographis paniculata, 1764 nucleotides long. RefSeq names its product non-specific phospholipase C4-like. The coding region runs from base 3 to 1583 and encodes 526 amino acids. Gene Ontology annotation, molecular function: hydrolase activity, acting on ester bonds. NCBI's taxonomy places the organism in Eukaryota, Viridiplantae, Streptophyta, Magnoliopsida, Lamiales, Acanthaceae. Gene Ontology annotation, biological process: phospholipid catabolic process. The transcript is spliced from 4 exons. The record is from RefSeq and is a predicted model, not a curated record.
AAAUGGCUGCUUCGGAAUCCCCCAUCAAAACCGUCGUCGUUUUGGUCCAAGAGAACCGCUCCUUCGACCACAUGCUAGGCUGGAUGAACGCCGUCAACCCCCAAAUUAACGGCGUCAACGGCACCGAGUCCAACCCUCUCCCCCCUUCCGACCGGGUUUUCUUCAGCGACAAAUCGGUCUACGUCGAACCGGAUCCGGGUCACUCCAUCCAGGACAUAUUCGAGCAGAUAUUCGGCGUCCCGUGGACCGCCGCCGCCGCCGGGAAGAAUCCGCCGCCGGCGAUGCAGGGUUUCGCGCAGAACGCGGAGCGGAAGGGGGCCGGGUGGUCCGCCGCCGUGAUGAACGGGUUCAAACCGGAUGCUCUGCCGGUUUACAAGGAGCUGGUGCAAGAGUUCGCGGUGUGCGACCGGUGGUUCGCGGCGGUGCCGGCUUCGACGCAGCCGAACCGGCUGUACGUCCACUCGGCGACGUCGCACGGGGCGACGAGCAAUGACACGUGGAAGCUGAUCGAAGGGUUCCCGCAGAAGACGAUAUUUGAAUCGUUGGAGGAAGGCGGGGGUAGUUUUGGGAUAUAUUAUCAGUAUCCUCCGGCCACGCUUUUUUACAGGAACUUGAGAAAAUUGAAGUAUAUACUGAACAAUUUCCAUCAGUUCGAUCUCGAUUUCGAGAAGCAUUGCAAGGAGGGAAAGUUACCAAAUUAUGUUGUCGUGGAACAACGUUAUUUCGACUUAAAAAUAUUGCCCGGAAAUGAUGAUCACCCUUCCCAUGAUGUCUUUGAAGGCCAAAAAUUUGUCAAGAAAGUGUACGAAGCAUUGAGGUCGAGCCCUCAAUGGAAUGAAAUAUUGUUUAUCAUUAUUUAUGAUGAACAUGGCGGAUUUUUCGAUCAUGUGCCAACUCCGGUUGCCGGAGUUCCUAGCCCCGAUGGGCUUGUAGGACCCGAACCAUACAAAUUUCAAUUUGAUCGAUUAGGGGUUAGGGUUCCGGCCAUCAUGAUAUCUCCAUGGAUCGAGAAAGGAACCGUGUUGCACGGGCCAUCAGGACCAUAUCCAACGUCGGAAUUCGAACACUCUUCCAUAGCCGCAACGGUCAAGAAGAUUUUCAACUUGAAGGAAUUUUUAACCAAGCGCGACGCUUGGGCCGGAACUUUUGACAUCGUACUAAAUAGAACAAGCCCAAGACUUGAUUGCCCGGAAUCUUUACCAGAACCAACCAAGCUACGGGAGGCUGAAGCCCAAGAAGAGGCAAAGUUAAGCGAGUUUCAAGAAGAAAUGGUGCAAAUGUCGGCGGUAUUGUGCGGGGACCACAAGAAGGAUGAUUUUCCACGUGGGAUUGUCGAUGGCAUGACAGUGGCACGUGGGGCCGAAUAUGUGAAUAGUGCAUUUAAAAAGUUCUUGAAUGAGUGCGAGAAGGGGAAGAAUAAAGGGGCAGAUGAAUCCACUAUUUGCAUCCCGGGAUGGGAUGAUCAACAAGAAAACUCGUCCACGGCAAAAAUGUCGGAGACUAAGCCUAGCCGGUCCUUCGCUUCGAAGUUCUUUUCUUGCUUGGUUUGCGGUGGCGGAAAUGGCGACGGAGAUGGCUCAUGAUUGUUGAGGGUUGAAGAUGGAGAUUGGAUCUAAAGAUUGUUGAAUGUUUGCUUGAUUGGCUUAGCUUGAAAUUCUUUCUUGUGGAUAUGUUUGAUUCAUAAUUUGUGACUUGUUAAUAGUUGAUUGAUUUAGUGAGACCAAUAAUAAGUGACAUUGUGGGCAAAUUUAAAAUUGAUUAUAC